AUGCAAUACACUGAUAAGGAUUUAAAUACAUAUAGAGAAAUACUGAUUCAAACUUCAGCACAUUUGACACUGGACGGGUCAAAAAUUAAGAAAGGUGGCACAAAGUAUACACAAAUUAUUACCAAGCUCUUUUCCUCGGGAACGGGGGUACAAUUACAAACACAUAAUUUAGUAUAUUGGAAUGAUCCGAAUGAGUUGGUUGAUAGGUUACGACUUCUUUUAGCCUCUCAAUCUGCGGGAAACACUGGGGUUUCAAACGAAAUAUUAUCUAUUUUUGAAGAACUCUAUGAAUCCGGCAUAACAAAGAAAAUACCAAAUGUCUAA
Molecule: messenger RNA, 324 nt
Organism: Macrosiphum euphorbiae (potato aphid)
Lineage: Eukaryota; Metazoa; Arthropoda; Insecta; Hemiptera; Aphididae
Source: the annotation of a GenBank genome assembly